Molecule: messenger RNA, 2297 nt
Organism: Penaeus monodon (black tiger shrimp)
Lineage: Eukaryota; Metazoa; Arthropoda; Malacostraca; Decapoda; Penaeidae
Product: cathepsin L-like
Cellular component (GO): lysosome
Molecular function (GO): cysteine-type endopeptidase activity
Source: RefSeq, a predicted model, not a curated record
UCCAAAACAUGCAGACAUUAUUCAGAAGAAUAGAGGCAGAAGCACGCCACAUUGGGUUGUGAUUAGUUAUGUCUCACAUGAACGUUUGGAUCGAAAACUAUGUUGUGAGCCUGCCCCCGAGCCGAGAGGAGGCGAGCGGACUGUCCGGGAAGCCUGUCAAGGUGCAGGCCGAGAGGGAAGGCUGUCACGAGACUUCUCACCGAGGACCCGAGGACGAGGGACGAUGAGGCUGAUCUGGGUGUUUUGCGCUUUAUCUUCGGCGUGGGUCGCCAACGGCCAGCUCUUGAGAUACGAAGGGAAGAUACAUUUUGGUGCAAAUGGUCACGGCCAGCUGCCCCAUAGCAAGAAACUUCUUGGUGGAGAUGGACAUGAUCAGCAACCUCAUGGCCAGAAACUUCUUGGGGUAGAUGGCCAUGAUCAGAGAGCACAUAGCCAGGUUCUCCUUGGUGGUGAUGGCCAUGACCAGAGGCAUCACAGCCAGCCACUUCUUGGAGCAGAUGAUCAUGAUAUGCGACCCCAUGGACAGAAACAUCUUGGUGGAGAUGGCCAUGAUCAGCAACCUCAUGGACAGGCACUCUUUGGUGCAGAUGACCAUGAUCAGCGACCCCAUCAUAAAACUCUUCUUGGGGCUGAUGGCCAUGAUCAACAACCUCAUACUCAGACUCUCCUUGGGGCUGAUGGCCAUGACCAGCGACCUCAUACUCAGACUCUCCUUGGGGCAGAUGGACAUGAUCAGCAACCCCAUGGCCAGGUUCUUCUUGGAGGAGAUGGCCAUGAUCAGCAAUCACAUGGACAGGAAGAAGAUAGUCCUCGUGAACUGAGCCACACCCACAUGUUCAAAGGUUUCAUGAAGAAAUACAACAGAUCUUAUGACAGCCAGCAUGAAUUUAAGAAAAGGUUUAGCAUCUUCCGUCACAACAUGAAGAAGAUCCACAUCCUUCAGCAGAGUGAGAAGGGAACCGCCAAGUAUGGACCAACCAAGUUUGCUGAUCUUACUGAACACGAAUUCCGCCAGAUGCUAGGCUUGCGGCCUGACCUCAAGCCAACACUUUCCCAAAUGGAACCUGCUGAGAUCCCAAGUGGAGACAUUCCUUCUGAAUUUGAUUGGAGAGAUCAUGGUGUUGUUACCCCAGUAAAGAACCAGGGAAUGUGUGGAUCUUGCUGGGCCUUCUCAGUGACUGGUAAUGUCGAAGGACAGUGGGCUUUGAAGCACCAGCAUCUGUAUUCUCUCUCGGAACAAGAACUUGUUGACUGCGAUAAAACUGAUGAAGGAUGCAACGGAGGCAUGCCUGAAAAUGCAUACGAGGCCAUUGCAAAGCUUGGUGGCUUGGAGUCUGAGAACGAUUACCCUUAUGAAGCAAAGGAUGAGACGUGUCACUUCAAUAAAAAUAAGGUGAAGGUUACUGUUAAUGGAUCAGUGGAGCUUCCCCAGAACGAGGAUGACUUGGCAAGGUGGCUUGUCAAGCAUGGCCCCAUCUCUAUCGGAAUCAAUGCCAAUGCUCUGCAGUUCUACGUAGGUGGAGUCUCCCAUCCCUUGAAGUUCCUGUGCAACCCCAAGAGCUUGGAUCAUGGCAUGCUGAUUGUUGGAUAUGGUGUACACACUACAAAAUACCUACACAGAAGGCAACCAUAUUGGAUUGUGAAGAAUUCAUGGGGUCCUGACUGGGGUGAAAAGGGAUAUUACCGAGUGUAUCGAGGAGAUGGCACAUGCGGAGUGAACCAGAUGGCUACAAGCGCCAUUGUUCCUUAGGUGGUGUGAUCUCAGCAAGGAAGAUUUUUAGUGUGACCAACUCUAAUAUAUAUCUUAGAGCUUUUGUAGGUGUUAGUGGUUUCCAUCACUAAGGUUGUGGUAUUAAAUUUUGUAAAAACUUGACUGAUGUAUUUUACUGGGAGUACUUGAUUUUUUACACAUAUAAUUUUCAUCCUGCAUGUGCUAAUUACUGAAGGUAAUGCUAGAUAUAGAGUUUCUUGUAUGUUUUAUUUUGUUGCAUGGAAAACAAAUAUGAUUCAAUGUAUUUUAAUUUUUAUUGUAAUGUUGAAAAGAAUGCACAUUGCAUUAUCUUGUUUUUUAUUGUAAUACAUUCUAGUGCAUCCCAGAGAGCAGCAGAAAAAAAUACAAUAUAUGAUAAGGUGACCCUACUUAAGAGCUGUAGUCACAAAGAAUCAAAGUAACUUUUAACAUGAAUGAAGGCAUCUCAUAUAUAGUUAUUAUAUACUCAUUGUUUUCAAAACAAAAGUGUGAAGAACAAAUAUGGAUCAUGACAGUGUGUGAGACGUAAAUUCAUAUUAGAGCAGGA